CUGCCUAAAAAGCCAUUUAUGCUUGAUCUUAAAUUUCAGUUGGAUUUGCUGCAUGAUACCUUCAUUUGCGGAUUUCCAAAACCCUAGCUAGCUAGCUUCUUAAUUUGUCCAUUCAACCCCCAGCCUCCUAAUUCUCCAUCUUGUAGUGGUUGUAAUGAACAUAUGUACUUUGUCGUAAUUUCAAGAAGCUCCUCAUUCGGGUUUUGAUAGUUCAGAGGAUUUUGAAGCUUGAGUUAUGAUGAACUCUGCUGAACCAAUUCAAAAAAUGGACACCUCCGAUAACAAGUCAAUCGACCAAACAAGGUCGUUAAGUGAGGAAAUUUUAGAGCUUGCAAAGAGAUCAAAGGAAUCAACACUAGAAUCAACAUUAUCAUUAUUUGAAACGUUUGAGUAUGGAAGGAGGAAGUCUGAUAAGAGAGAUGGAAAAGAUGGAUCAGAGUGGUCAAUAGAGUCAACAAUUGCAAUAAUGUUACAGAUAUCGUAUCUGAUCAUCGUGAUGGUUUAUAUUGGCCCUAUGCUUGUGGACCCUUUGUUCUUGUAUGUUCCUAUCAUCAAUGAAAAUAUCAAGUGUCUCGCGUUGGACGAAAAAUUAAAAAAGACAGCUAUUGUUUUGCGAUCAAUUAUAGAUGUCCCUUACCUAUAUAAUACCAUCCUUCAUGUGCUGUCUGUGUUGCAAGCAUUGAGAUCUACGGACAGGAACAGUUACUGGUGGAGAGAAGCAGGUCGGCUUUUUCACCCAGAAUUCCUACUUCAUAACAUUUUACCUGUUCUUCCUAUUCCACAAAUCGUAAUUUUAAUUUUCCUUCCGAAAAUGAGGGGCUCAAGAUCGUUGAAUGGAAUGAAGUUUUUGAACUUACUUAUUCUAUUGCAAUAUGUUGCACGAGCUUGUCCAAUAUUCACAUUCUGUAAGAACUAUAACAAGUCAACACGUGAACUUAGCAACAACAUUGCUAUGAGAAAGAAAAUAUGGAUUCCAGGUCUAUUAAAUUUCAUCAUGUACAUCCUUGCUAGCCAUGUACUCGGGGCAUUUUGGUACUUUUUUUCUAUUCAACGAGAGAUAGAUUGUUGGAUUUCUACUUGUCGAAGUGAAAAUGAAUGUGACUUAAGUACUUUGCAAUGUGAUAAUACUACGUUCAGAAAUAUCACAUUUCUACAUGAUUUAUGUCCAACAAAUCCACCAAAUCCAGUGGUAUUCGAUUUUGGCAUAUUCCUAAACACUCUCCAGUCUGGCAUAGUGGGAACAACAGAUUUUCCUCAAAAAUUCUUGAUGUGUUUCUCAUGGGGCUUACGAAAUCUAAGUUCUUUUGCUUCAAAUCUCAACACUAGUACCUAUGCAUGGGAAACCGUCUUCGUAAUUUUUAUUUCGAUGAGUGGCCUAGUACUAUUCAUAUAUCUGCUUGGACAUUUGCAGACAUUUAUGCAGGCAACUACCAGAACAUAUAGGAUACGGCUGAGGAAGAAAGUCAUAUUUCAACAAAUACGUUUCAUGUUAUCUGAAUAUCGCAUCCCUGAUAACCUUCCGAACCCUGAUUCCCGUGAACCUGUAGCUGAGGCGAUUUGGGAAUUAGUAAGAGAAGCGCUUGAAAAGGACGAAGAUCUUCCUGUGAAGAAUAUCUUCUCUUUACUUCCUAAUGAACUUAAGGAACAUAUUAAGAACCAUCUCUUCUUGGCUAAACUAAAGAAAGUGCGAGGGCUUGAAAACAAAGAUGGAGAAGUGUUGAAAAAAAUCAUGGGAUAUCUUGAGCCAGUUAACUAUGCUGAUGGUAGCUAUAUUAUUCGAGAGGGGGAGCCACUGGAUAGGAUGCUUUUCAUCACGCAGGGCAGUGUACUUACCUACAAGACUACUAUUGGCGGAGGAAGUGGCUCGUCAAGCAUUAUACGUCGUGAUUUUUAUGGAGAAGAACUUAUAGGUUGGGCAAAGGCAUAUAACUCCCUUUCCGACUUUCCCAUCUCAGCCAAAACUGUCAAGUCCCGCACUGAAGUUGAAGUCUUUGUUCUCAUGGCUGACCAUUUACAGCUUGUUGUCUCUGAAUUCCGGACGCAGUCCAACAGAGAGAUCCCCCAACCAGCGGAUAGUGCUCCUGUGCAAAUAAGCAUCUCUUAGGUUGCAUGAAUUAUUGUUCAAACUGGAAAAUUUUAAGUACUACUUUGUCUAUUAGUUAUCUGUAUAUAACCAGAUUUUUAAUUCAAAGUAAGGAUAUUUGUAAGGAAAAAUAUGUUUACACUAUGGUUGAUGAAAAGUUUCGAGCUAUUUUUCAAA
Malus domestica (apple) is the source of this 2260-nucleotide messenger RNA. RefSeq names its product cyclic nucleotide-gated ion channel 1-like. The record is from RefSeq and is a predicted model, not a curated record. Lineage: Eukaryota; Viridiplantae; Streptophyta; Magnoliopsida; Rosales; Rosaceae.